Messenger RNA from Lindgomyces ingoldianus, 1289 nucleotides. RefSeq lists its product as uncharacterized. NCBI's taxonomy places the organism in Eukaryota, Fungi, Ascomycota, Dothideomycetes, Pleosporales, Lindgomycetaceae. The coding region runs from base 127 to 1197 and encodes 356 amino acids. The record is from RefSeq and is a predicted model, not a curated record. The transcript has a single exon.
CUUUCCCGAGGUCAUUCGCAAACACCACGCAAUAGUGACAUGCGCGCCUCGCAAAUCCGAUCGCAAGCCAUGAGAAAUCUACGUCGAUAAAACGAACUUGCCAUAUGGGCCUCUCGCUCGAGGAGCAUGGAAAAUGGGAUAGACGCCACACGAAACGGUGGCGAUGGCGUCUCCAAGUGGUCACUGAACCGCGAACCGAAGAAUGCCGACAGCGAUGCCAGCCAAGGAGGGCACAAACGAAGCCUUUCAGGUAGCAUUCUGGGGAGUCUACCCUUCUUGAGAUCCUCCAACAAGGACCUCACGCCGCGCUCGCCGCCCAAACGCGAGGACGAUGACGGGCAUGUGGACGACGAAAGCUCGAAGCGCGGCUCUGCCCUCGCGAACGCGCUACGCCAGACUCAGGGCCGAAAGAGGAAGGGGUCGCUGAGGAAGACUGCCAUUCUCGGAACCGGGAAGCUGAGGGAACGGCGGAACUCUUUCCUUGAAAAAAGGCUACCCACCAAGCCCGUCGCCAUCAACACGGCCAUGAGCCCCACAUCUCCAGACGACGAAACGACCCCCCGCCAGUUCAGCUAUGAGCAUACAUCGCUGAACUCAUCUUCGGACAGUGGGUGGCCUCCAUCACGUGCCCUCUCUGUGUCUACCGACACACAUGACCACCUACCCCCACGUGUGCUCGCAUCGCCCCUCACGAGCCCGGUUGGUCCGUAUGCAUCGACGACUGACGACGACGACGGGUUGUCGUUUUUCCGGCCGACUGUCUCGAGCAGCAGCUCCUCAUACAAUCCCGUCCAGCUACAGCCUCUUGGUUCCUCAUCAUCCCUCCAGCGCCGCCGCUCCAACCGAGCAGGCCAGAACUCGUCCUUGACAAUAGUCCAUACUCCCGCAGAUCUAGUAUUGGAAGAAGAGUGGGACUAUAGCGAGACAGAAUGGUGGGGCUGGGUGGUGCUCAUCGUGACUUGGGUGGUCUUUGUCGUCGGAAUGGGCUCCUGUCUAGGUGUGUGGAGCUGGGCGUGGGAUGUUGGGGAGACGCCAUAUGCUCCUCCCGAACUUGAAGACGACCCAACUUUGCCCAUUACGGGAUACUAUCCUGCAUUAAUGGUAUGUACUGCAGUCAUGUCCUGGGUCUGGGUCGUCGUGGCGUGGGUGGGUAUGAAGUAUUUCAGACACGCCAAAGUGGUCAGCGAAGACGGCUAGCCGCGUCAUGACAUAUCUCGAAUAGGUCCAGCGUUUCUAUUAUUACUUCACCGUUACAUUAAUUUGGUCUAUUAUCACCAAUACGAUCUCAG